GUACGUGACGGCGUGCGCCUUCUCUCCGACCUCACCGCUUAUUGCUACAGGAUCUAUGGAUAAGACCAUAAACAUCUGGAGGCUGGAGGAUGGUUGCGGUGGAAACGGCGGGAAGCUGUUGCCUGAAGAAUCUGCUCAGACUUCAAUCAAAGGGAGAGCCUCGGGAGGCCGAUCGAAGCUGCUGGUCAGCAAUUGGUCGGAGGACGAUGUGUCAGAGUGGCUGCUGGAGGAAGGCCUCGAGGGAUUGGUGGACAGAUUUAAGGCCAAUAACAUAGAUGGGACAGAGCUGCUCAGCCUCACCAAGGAAACACUGGCGUCAGAGCUGCACGUCGAGUCAGUCGGCCUGCACAGUAAACUCCUGAGGAAGGUGGAGGAGCUGAAGAGUGAUUCAGUGUGUCUAGGCAUUCCCGAUGAGUUCCUGUGUCCAAUCACCAGAGAACUGAUGAAGGAGCCGGUUAUUGCUGCCGAUGGCUACUCAUAUGAAAAAGAGGCCAUUGAGAGCUGGAUUAAUACCAAAAACCGCUCCAGCCCCAUGACCAACCUCCCCUUGCUGACGACUCUGCUCACCCCUAACCACACCCUGAAGAUGGCUAUUGGUCGCUGGAAGACCAGCCACUAGACAUCUGUGGAUCUGAGCUGGCGUGCUAAUGAUUUUUCACUGAAGUGUAGAGAAGCAGAAUGCAGUGCUCAGAUAAAUGCCCACAGCACCGUUUCAGGAAAAGAUGUGCCUGAUAGUUAGCCAGAUUUUAAACGACCAACCCGAAUCAACAAUCAGCUGCCUGCUAUCACACAGAGGGGGGGGGGGAAGACCAGCAUGAGCAUCCAGAGUUUUCAAGAAUGCACUUCGCUAUUCACUCAAAUUCAACUGGCUUUGGCUGCAGCAAAUAUGUCACUUUUAGGCUGGAUCAUGUUUUCAAUUUCCUCAUAUUUGGUCCUUCCUGUGAAAUCCCUGCUUUGAUUUUUGAUCAGUGAAGAAUGAGGAAAACUAUUUGCCUGCAUUGCUUUUAAUGAUUCCCCUAACCUCACUUUACAAAUAGGUGACUAUUUUGUUAUUAUGUGAAACUGAUUAGCAUUAUUGAUUUUAUAUACACACACAUACACAAAACACUAUUUGCACUAACUGUAGAUCAGAAGAAUCUACAGUGUAUUUUAUUUAGAUUGCUGUAACCUUGUUGUUUACCUUAGGCUGUAUGUGAAAGAUGAACAUAGCUGCUGUGUUGGAACAGCGACGCCAAUGUGGAAGUGCCUUUCACCUGCAUUCUUUUUAUUAGCCAGCAGGGGGCGACUGCUCUGGUUGCACAAAGAAGCAAAAUUCAUAAGAAGCCUGAUAGAAAUCCUUCUGCUCUCUUCGUUUAUGGGCUCAGUAAACAUCUUCCUGAUGACUUUAUAAACUCAGUCACUAGUUUAAAGUCUUGCUGAAUCCAAGAUGAUGCUCAUUUGUGUGGCAUUUGGCAGUUUCUAACUCAUUUCCACUCCUCGCACGAGAAAUUGUGGUUCAGAAAAGCCAAGAUGGUGAGACCCGAAAUGCUCAAGUCCAGACUGGAGAAAGAUAGUCCGUGUUUUAUAUUGAUGUUUAUUACAACCCUUUUCCAAAAAAGGAUGCUUUUUAUCAUUUCAGAACAAUUUCAGAUCAUUAAAACCAUAUGAUGAUAGCAUGUCUUUAAACUUUGAUGCUUGGAAAAGGUAAAGUUGGGGCAUGCUUCCCUCUUCUUUUAACAGCAUCAGUUGCUGCCGUUUGUGAAGCAAAAUGUUCCCUCAUUCUUGGUUUAUAUGAAAACGCAACAUCCACAGUUUUAAACAACGAAGUUUACUUCAAAGGCUCGUUUUAAUGUCAAUUUAGGCGAGUUAUGUGAAAGGUCCUGUGAAAGGCCUUUCUCCCACCCGCACACCCGGAAGCUUUAAGCAACAUUUUAUGGAGUAAAAUGAAAGAAUGAGCUGUAGAAAUGUAGUCAUCCAGGAAUAUUUUAUUAUACCACAAUAUUAAUGUGGUAAUAUUCUGUAAUCCAUAGUAUGACUCUGAAAAGUGUAUAUGACAACUAUGAACAUAUAUUAAGUCUUAAGUUUCUGUUUUCUCUCUUUAUCCCACAUUCUGUAAAAGCUCUUUCUCAAGUCUGAAUAAACCAAUAAACACUUCAUAUGAA
Molecule: messenger RNA, 2141 nt
Organism: Haplochromis burtoni (Burton's mouthbrooder)
Lineage: Eukaryota; Metazoa; Chordata; Actinopteri; Cichliformes; Cichlidae
Product: WD repeat, SAM and U-box domain-containing protein 1
Biological process (GO): protein ubiquitination
Molecular function (GO): protein binding; ubiquitin-protein transferase activity
Source: RefSeq, a predicted model, not a curated record